UCACAAUGAAAUCUACAGUUUUUGUUGUGAUUCCAAGCAAACAGUGUUAAAAAUUUUAGCUCUGUAUAAGCUUUUGCACAAUGAUGGAGGCACAGGAAAGGCGAAAGAAUAAGACAAACACCAUCCACCUUCUUCCAAAUAUUCAACUGCAGUCAUUAAAAAAGACGGAAUCGGAAAGUUUUGUGCCAUACACUGAUAAAGGAAGAUGGCCAAGGAAUUUGGUACAAGGGUCCCAAACUCAACCACAGCAUUCAUCAUCUUGCGAUUGGCAGGCACAGCCUAGAAGAGAAAAACAGCCCAGUGGUAGAUACCAAGUUCCACCUCCCGUUCCUUUUUCAUACCAGUCUAAUUCCAGUUAUAGGAAUGAAGUCCAAAGUUCCUUCCAGCCAGUGGAGAGACCUACUACUUAUUCAGAAUCUCCUACAGGACUUUUCAACCCACCACCAAUUGCCCUCUCCGAGUGGAACCAACUUUACGGAUUUCCAGGGAAUACUUAUCCCCCUGGUGAUGGCUUUGUACGCCCCAGUGCAGUAAAAAAAGUAGUGGAAAAUAUUCGUAAAUCAGACACGUGCACAUUUUCCAAAACUAAAGCUACAUCUUCUGAAGUAAAGAAUGAUGGCCUUAAAAGAGAGGUAAAUAAAAGCCCGGAAAUUCGGUUAACUCUUUCCACCAACUGCAUAUAUGAACCAGACUCGACCUUGAUGUGGCGGAGGAUUUUUCCCAACUGUUCUGACACGGCUAUGGACCGUGUGCUUAGUCCAUCGUGUAUAAAAUCUGAAGAAGAUGUAGCCUCCCAAUCUCCUAGUAAUCACACGAUAGUUGGAGAUCAGAGUACCACGACAUGCGAUUCAUUUGCAGAGGAGAGAUUUGUUGUGCUGAAUGACAAUAGCGACAUACCACGUUCUUCCGGUUCUUUACGUGCUCCUCCACACAUCAGGAGCGAACUGGCAUCUUCUUCCAGGUCUGUCUAUAAUACUGCUCCUCUUGUCAGUAGGAGCUCAUCUUCAGAAGAAGACAACGUUGAUAUAGCUCCUCAAAUAUACAAUUAUCAAAUCCCUCGCCCAAAUACAAGUACUAGUAAGACUGGUGGUUUUCCUGAAAGAAUGUAUGCCAGUGGCUCCUAUUCAACAAGUUCCUUCGAGUCGGCAGUCGGUGAGCCCAUGAGCGCGUCUACCCGCAAUUCUUCUCGAGCCAGUGAUGGGCGUAGUUCGGGUACAUCAUCCACAAGUCAGUCAUCUCCAGUCAGAGAAGGGCGUACCUCGGGUAAAUCAUCUACCCUUAAAUUAUCUCCUGUGUGUGAUGGACAUAAUACGGGUACAUUAUCUACCCAGUCCUCCCUGUACGCUAUGGACAGUGACUCCGAGAUGAGAAAAACAUCGCUGCCUAUAUAUCCCAACGUAACACAGAGCUUUCAAGAAAAAGUACAGAAUGAGCCAUGCCAAAAAAUGCAGACGCACUUUGCAGAGAUUGGUUCGUACUACAAAAAAUGUUACGACCACGCCAGGAUCUAUGAUGUCCGAUUCUUAGUAGACAAUGAAAUUAUCUAUGCUCAUAGAGGUGCACUGUGUGCAGUGAGUCCAUAUUUUGAAACUAUUUUUAUCGAAAACAGUCAAAUAAGAUCUAAAGCAAUUACUGAGAUUCGGAUAAGAGGGUUGACAACACGUUCCUUGAAGACAUUCCUAGAUUAUGCCUACACUGGACAAUUGAAAGUAGUAUCAACAACAAUUCUAGAUCUAGUGAAAAUAUCAACUCAGUUCAAGAUUCCUUAUAUAAAAGAAAAGUGCAUCAAAGAGUUAGAAACCCUCAAAUUUGAAGACCUUCUUAUGUUGCUGGUGGCAGUAAGGGAGGAUUCAGUACAUGAAUUAAUGAUACCCAUACUCCGGUGUAUUUCGAGGAAAUUUCUGGAUAUAUCUAUUUGCAAAUCUUUUCUGGAACUAGACGUUGGAACCUUAUGCGUUAUUCUUUCUUACGAUGAAUUGGUAACGUCAAGUGAAAUGGACGUCUUCUCUGCCGGCCUAGAAUGGAUCAAUGCACGUCCAAAUGAACGUCUUCAGCAUCUUGAAACAAUAAUGAAAUGCAUACGCUUCCCACUGAUGUCCCAACAAGAUCUGGUUGACUGCAUGGACAGAUGCAGCCUUCUGGCUGCCAAUGAUAAUUGUCUCAGCAUGAUUUACAAGGCAAACUGGAUUAGAACUGUGAUGGCACUUAACAGGCAAGACCCCUUAAACCUAAAUAUGCCAGACUCAAGAUGCCUUACUGCAAACGAACAUUCAAACAACAGUACCAACCAUAUCAAUAAUAACGCCACUCCGGUUAAUGUGUUGGACAUCUCAUUUGGAAGUAUCGAAAGUUUCGAAAAUUACUCCAUGUACUCGGAGAGUUUUGCCGGAAGUAGAGAAUCGUUCGAACCUUCUCCAUCACAGGAAAUAGAUGGGAAUUUUGCUAAGGAGCGUAAAGUGUAUCAAACACUCAAACCAGAGCUGAAUGAUAACUCUUCAAUGAUUGUGCUGGGCCAGAAGUUAUACGUGAUAGGAGGAUUGCGCUAUAAUAACGACAACCCACUUCCCCGAAGAGAUGUUUGGGUUUACUCUCCGGAGCGUGGCUGGCAGAAACUGACGUCACUGAGAACUGCCCGGAUGCACCACGCACUCUGCGUUUUUGAUGGUUGCAUUUACGCCAUCGGUGGCCUUGGGAGAAACAAAAGAAUUCUGAAGUCAGUGGAGUGUUACAAUCCAUCCACAAACAGCUGGCAUUUCGUCAAGUCUCUGUCGACACCGCGUGCUGGAGCUUGUGCCGCAGAGCUGAAUGGAGAGAUAUUUGUUGCUGGGGGUUUUGGGUACUCCUUGAAUGGAAAUUCUACUAUCCUUGAUAGUGUUGAAUGUUACCAGCCAAGCACUGACAGAUGGAUUGCAAAGGGUAGCCUUAGAUAUGGUCGCUGUCAUGCCACAAUGACUUGCAUUGAAAAUAGUCUGUACCUUAGUGGAGGAUUGGCUUUUGAUAAAAAUUCGUCAGUUGCACUAAGUGUACAGGAUGUAGACUUGUAUGAUGCAAACACAGAUUCCUGGAUGUUGCGUACCUACUUGGAUAAAGCGCGCCAUAGUGCAGCUUCUUUUGCCUUAGGUAAGAAGAUGUAUUUGAUUGGCGGGUUAUCUUCCAAUCAACGGGAAGAUCUGCACGAUGAUAUAGAGUGUUGGGAUGUACAGAGGAACGCAUGGCUCUCUACUUUUAAGCUGCCAACUGAAGUUCAGUGGAUGAAGGGCCUCGCUUAAUUCUAGCCGGAAUUCGAAUCCAUUUAAAAUAAAUCCGAAUUUCAUAAUUUAAAGACUAUAAGGAUUGAAGACUUGUUAAUGUCAUUAUAUAUAAAAUGUUUACAUUUCAAAUUUUUUGUUUCUCAAAUGUCUAGUCUUUUUUAUUGGAGUCAGUGUAUGUAUUAAUGCUGAUCUAUCAUAUU
Saccostrea cuccullata (small rock oyster) is the source of this 3451-nucleotide messenger RNA. Its product is annotated as kelch-like protein 24. The coding region runs from base 81 to 3269 and encodes 1062 amino acids. The record is from RefSeq and is a predicted model, not a curated record. NCBI's taxonomy places the organism in Eukaryota, Metazoa, Mollusca, Bivalvia, Ostreida, Ostreidae. The transcript is spliced from 9 exons. Gene Ontology annotation, molecular function: protein binding.